CUUACAUUAUGUGCCGGUUAAUAAUCAUACAUCUGUUCAUUUUUUGUCCAUGCUUUGGUCGUGAUCCACCAACUGUCGAUAUACCAAGUCAAGGCACCAUAAUGGGAAAAGAAAUAUCAAUGAUAAGGACUAAAACGAUUUUAGCAUUUUUGGGUAUCCCCUACGCUCAACCACCGCUCGAAAAUUUGCGAUUUGCCCCACCUGUAACAAAUACUUUACCUUCAUGGGACGAUAUCAAAAAUGCCACUCAAUUUGCUCCGGCUUGCUUGCAAACUGAAAAGGAUAUUAAUAAACAGGAUAUGCCUUUCUUAAAAAUAAUCUCUAACCAAACGUUCGAAACCAGCGAAGAUUGUCUUUAUCUAAAUGUUUUCGUGCCUAUUGGGAAGCCCCCUACUGAAAAAUUUGCAACAAUAAUAUGGUUUCACCCAGGAAAUUUUACCACUGGAAAUCCGGCUAUGUGGAACCCAUAUGAAUUGGUGUUUCGCCAUCAAGUUAUAGUGGUGACUGUAGCUUUUCGGUUAAAUAUUUUAGGAUUUUUUACAACCAUGGAUGGUGAAGCUCCAGGGAAUUACGGUCUAAUGGAUCAACAAGCGGCAAUGAUGUGGGUGAAAAAUAACAUAAACAUUUUCGGGGGAAAUCCAGAUAACAUUUGCAUAAUGGGUUAUGGUACGGGAGCUUUGAGCGUGGGUAUUCAUAUGGUCAACUCGCAGUCGCGUGAAUUAUUUAACAAAGCAAUUGCAAUGAGUGGGAACUUCAUGAAUCCAACUGCUGUUAAGUAUCCAAACGAAGAUAAAAAGAUAUUGGACGAAAUCGCCGAGUAUUUUGCCUGCUACAGAACUCCAACAUCUGACCUUAUCAACUGUUUAAGGAGAGCGGCAGCUCAAAAUUUAGUCGCGUUCACAUCAAGUGUAAAUUGGAGACCGUUAAUAGAUAUUGGUUUAAGCAAUACCACCCCACCGUUCCUUCCUAGACCGCCAAAAGCCUUUUUCGAAGAAGGCGACUUUGCUCAAGUUCCUUUUUUAACUGGUUACACGAAUAUGGAGAAUGCUCUAAGUAUUGAUAUGUUGGACCCGGAAAUGGUUCAGGAUAAGCAAAUAAAUGACGAAUUUUUAAAGGAAUCACUUGAGCAACUUGCUCAAAAAGAUCUUCCACCUCUUAACGAAAACGACAGUUGCAUUUACAACUAUGAUCAUGUGUCCGAUUCUGUAUUAUUUUUUUAUGGAUCGCAAGAAGCAAGCAAAGACCCGAAUAAAACAAGAAAAGUUAUAAUUGAUUACGUUACAGAAAAGAAUUUUGGUGCGUCCACGUUUCUCAACGCACAGUACGUGAGCAAAUUACAAAAAACUUACGUGUAUCGAUUUGAUAUGAAGCCCAGUACUUCUGCAGUUAUAACAGACAUUCCUGAAUGGGUAUCGGCACCGCAUCUUUUUGAUUUAAUUUACAUUUGGGGAAUCCCGUUCUGGGUCCCUCUAAAAGAUCAAGAGUGGGACGGUAGGGAUAAGAGAACAUCAAUCACUAUUAUGUCAUUGUGGACGAAUUUCGCUAAAUAUUCGAAUCCUACUGAAAGUAAUACACACGGAAUUCGUUGGGACGUUUUUACCCCAGAUAACCCUGGCAUACUAAUUAUUGAUCGCAUCUUUAACAUGAGCGAUCAAAGUAAGCUAAAUUACAAGGCUUUCGAAUUUUGGAACGAUUAUUAUCCAAAAGUUGUCGAAGUUGCAACUCAAUGUUGCAAUGCAACUGAUUCUUCAAUAUCAAUUUAUUGGUCAACUGAUAGUUGCUUCCAUAUAUUUAUAAUGAUUUUUGUUGGUCUAUUAACUGCUUGUAAAGGUUUAUAAAACAAUUAACUUCAGUUGAAUUAAUUUGGGAGGUAAGUUUCUUAAAAAAGAUAUCACUGAAGAUGGCGUGCUGUGUGCAGAAACCGAAACUGCUGAAGAGCAAAACUGCUGUACUUGCACUUUAGUGAUCACAUUCCUAAAACAGCUAACUACCUUUAGUAAUAUAUAUUCCAAGACACCAUUAUGUUUACUAUACAGGGUGUUAGGUGUAUAGUUGCAACUCUUUUACUAAUUUUUAAAUAUAUGAGAUUUGACAGUUUGAUUUUCACUUAUUAAAUGUAAUGGUAAAUAUCUAGAGGUGUUGAGACUGUUGGUUAGAGGGGUGGGGGUGGUGUGGGAGGGUGCAGGUGAACUACUCCCCCUACCCGUUAUCGUAGCUUUACGUCCCCGCCACCUACAAAAGUUGUUUAGUGUUGUACAAGGUCAUACUCCCGCCCUUUCACC
Molecule: messenger RNA, 2282 nt
Organism: Agrilus planipennis (emerald ash borer)
Lineage: Eukaryota; Metazoa; Arthropoda; Insecta; Coleoptera; Buprestidae
Product: carboxylesterase 1C
Exons: 2
Coding region: 9-1838 (609 amino acids)
Biological process (GO): modulation of chemical synaptic transmission; neuron cell-cell adhesion; synaptic vesicle endocytosis
Cellular component (GO): postsynaptic membrane; synapse; cell surface
Molecular function (GO): neurexin family protein binding; signaling receptor activity
Source: RefSeq, a predicted model, not a curated record